Messenger RNA from Schistocerca nitens (vagrant locust), 815 nucleotides. RefSeq lists its product as uncharacterized. The transcript has 5 exons. Lineage: Eukaryota; Metazoa; Arthropoda; Insecta; Orthoptera; Acrididae. The record is from RefSeq and is a predicted model, not a curated record. Bases 21 to 722 code for a protein of 233 amino acids.
GCGUGGGGCGCGCCACUGCGAUGGCGGCGACGCGAGGACCAGCAUCUCUGGUGGCGGCUGUGGCGCUGCUGCAGGCGGCGGCGGUCUGCGCGCACGGCCGGGGCCUCUGGCAGCAGGCGUUCGCACCGGUCGAUGCCCUGUGGCCGGAGUACCGCAGGGCGCCGGCGGCCCAGCGCGCGCCCCCCGAGGAGCCCUCCUCCAGGGACCUCACCGUGGGGCUGGCCGUCGGCGUCGGCGACACCGACGGCGACGGCGACGGCGCCGCCUCCCCGGGCUCCGCUCCAGACUGGCCGACCCGACCGUACAGUGGAAUGACACCCGACGGCGCCACAUUCAGAAUGCGGGUGGCGCCCAGCGCUGAGGACGCAGCGGCCGCCUACCAGUGGCCGGCGCUGCAGGUGCUGCCACCUGUCGGUCCCGCGUGGUACCAGCUGGCGGCGCCCGCCGCUCCAACUGGCCUCGAGCCAUAUCAGACGUACAGGUGGUACAGGCCGCCCCCGCCGCCGCCAGAGGAGGCAGUGGAGGCGUCGCAGGUGGUGGGCGGGCGCCCCCUCAGCCUGGCGGGGCCCUACGGCGACCGCCGCGUCGGGGCCUUCCGCCUGCGGGCCGACCGCGGCUACCAGCUCACGAUGGACAUUCCUCCGGCAGCGCCUCCGGGCUCGCGUGCGGACGGCGUCCUCGUCAUGGAGAUGAAGGCCAAUCUGUACAGGCCGGUCGUCUGAACGGGCCGCUGCUUCUCUCAGCACCCCAUCGCCGUAACAGGAUGGCGUAUUUCUGUAUUAUGGAUAAAUAUAUUAAAAUCGUAGCAUUACGUA